AAACUCAGCUGACUUAAUGGCCAGCCCUUUAUUUGGAAGCCCUGGCAGGAGGAGGGGACUUUCUUUUCCUUUGCGGAUCCAAGGUGGACGGACGGACGCUGUGUUUUCACUUCAUUCUGUGGCAGGAAGGGAAAUCAACUAAGCUACAGCUCAGUCUUUUGACUUUAAAUUUCCAGAGUGUCACCAAGUUGCUGCAUUGCCCAGGCUCAAAGACUUGGAAAGAAACAGUUUGACAGAAAAGGAGUGCGUGAAGGAGAAGCUGAAUCUGUUGCAUGAAUUUCUGCAAACGGAAGUCAAGAAUCAGCUGUGUGACUUGGAAACCAAAUUACAUAAGGAGGAGCUCUCGGAGGAGGGCUACCUGGCUAAAGUCAAAUCCCUUUUAAAUAAAGAUUUGUCCUUGGAGAACGGAGCUCACGCUUUCAGUCGAGAAGUGAACGGCUGCCUAGAGAACGGGAGCCAGGCCAGCGGCGAAGGCCGGAGAGCGCGCAUGGCGGAGCCACACAGCCCCCCGCACACCAGCCCCAGGCCUCGGGCGCCGCGGAGGAGCAAGUCCACUGGCGAGGCCCAGCCUGGAACUUCGGCCAGUCCCAAGGUGACCAGGAGAACGACCAGGCAGACUACUAUCACAGCUCAUUUCGCCAAGGGCCCUGCCAAGCGGAAACCCGGGGAGGAGUGUGACAGGCCCGAGUCCGAGGAGCCGGUUGGGGAGGAGGACAAAGACCAGGAUGAGAAGAGGCGGCGAAUUACGUCCAAAGAGCUCCACCCUGCGGCAGAACCGGAAAGCGAGACCCCAGCAGCCCACGCCCCCCAGGAGGGCGAGAGAGAUGGGAAGGAGGACCGGAGGCUCCGAAGUCAGACCAGAGAGCCAACCCCGACAAGGGCGGCAGACGCCGACAAGAAAGCCAAGCCUGGGACUCGCCCAAACACGGACGGGGAUGGAGGCGAGCGGGAGGAAAAGAGGUCCAGAAGCCAGCCCCGGGAUCUCGCUGCCAAGCGGAGGACCGAGGAGAUGGAGGGCGGCUGUGCCAAGCCGCAGACCUCGGAGGAGAGGGACGAAGACGAGAAGGAGGAGAAGAGACGCAAAACCAUAUCCAAAGAACCGGUGGAGAAGAAACCGCCUCGAAACAAGACCGUGGUGACCCCCAGGCUCCAGCCCCCCAGGUGUGUCCAGUGUGGGCAGUUCCUAGACGACGUGGACCUCAAGUACGAGCAGCACCCUCCGGAUGCGCUGGAGGAGCCCCAGAUGCUGACCAAUGAGGCACUGUCCAUCUUCGACUCCAACGAGUCUGGCUUUGAGAGCUACGAGGCCUUUCCACAGCACAAGAUCACGUGCUUCAGCGUGUACUGUAAGCGAGGUCACCUGUGCCCCAUCGACACCGGCCUCAUCGAGAAGAAUGUGGAGCUGUACUUCUCUGGCUCUGCCAAAGCGAUCUACGAAGAAGACCCCUCUCUGGAAGGUGGUGUUAAUGGCAAAAACCUCGGGCCCAUCAACGAAUGGUGGAUCACAGGCUACGACGGUGGCGAGAAGGCGCUCAUGGGCUUCAGCACUGCCUUUGCGGAGUACAUUCUGAUGGAACCCAGCCCGGAAUACGCGCCCUUCUUCGUCCUGGUCCAGGAGAAGGUCUACAUGAGCAAGAUCGUGAUCGAGUUCCUGCAGGGCAGUCCUGACGCCACCUACGAGGACCUGAUCAACAAGAUUGAGACCACCGUUCCCCCUUCCACGAUCAACGUGAACCGCUUCACAGAGGACUCGCUGCUCCGGCACGCGCAGUUCGUGGUGAGCCAGGUGGAGAGCUACGACGACGCCAAGGACAGCGACGAGCAGCCCAUCUUCCUGUCGCCCUGCAUGCGGGACCUCAUCAAGCUGGCAGGGGUCACCCUGGGGCAGAGGAGAGCCGAGAGGCGUCAGACGGUGAGGCUCAGAAACUCCAACAAGGACAAGGACAAAGGGCCCACCAAGGCCACCACCACCAAGCUGGUCUACGAGAUCUUCGACACCUUCUUCUCAGAGCAGAUCGAGAAGGACGAGAAGGAGGACAAGGAGAACGCCUUCAAGCGGCGGCGCUGUGGCGUGUGUGAGGUCUGCCAGCGGCCUGAGUGCGGCAAGUGCAAGGCCUGCAAGGACAUGGUGAAGUUCGGGGGCAGCGGCCGCAGCAAGCAGGCCUGCCUGAAGCGCAGGUGUCCCAACAUGGCCAUGAAGGAGGCGGAGGACGACGAGGAGGUGGAUGACGACAUCCCGGAGAUGCCAUCGCCCAAGAAAAUGCAUCAGGGCAAGAAGAUGAAGCAGAACAAGAACCGGAUCUCUUGGGUUGGGGAUGCCAUCAAGACUGACGGGAAGAAGACUUACUACCAGCAGGUGUGCAUAGACGCCGACACCCUGGAGGUGGGCGACUGCGUGUCCGUCAUCCCGGACGACCCCACGAAGCCGCUCUACCUGGCCAGGGUGACGGCGCUGUGGGAGGGCAGCAACGGGCAGAUGUUCCACGCGCACUGGUUCUGCGCCGGCACCGACACGGUGCUCGGGGCCACCUCGGACCCCCUGGAGCUGUUCCUGGUGGAUGAGUGUGAGGACAUGCAGCUGUCCUACAUCCACAGCAAGGUCAAGGUCCUCCACAAGGAGCCGUCGGAGAACUGGGCCAUGGAGGGGGGCAUGGACCCCGAGGCCGUGCUGCCCGCCGUGCCCAACGACGGCAAGACCUACUUCUACCAGCUGUGGUACGACCAGGACUACGCGCGGUUCGAGUCCCCUCCCAGGAUGGAGCCGACCGAGGACAACAAGUACAAGUUCUGCGCCAGCUGCGUGCACCUGGCGGAGAUGCGGCAGAAGGAGAUCCCCCGCGUGCUGGAGCAGCUGGACGACCUGGACGGCCGGGUCCUCUACAGCUCGGCCACCAAGGGUGGCGUCCUCUACCGCGUGGGUGACGGCGUGUACCUGCCCCCUGAGGCCUUUACCUUCAACAUCAAGCUCUCCAGCCCCGUGAAGCGCCCGAGGAAGGAGCCGGUGGACGAGGAGCUGUACCCUGAGCACUACCGAAAGUACUCUGACUACAUCAAGGGCAGCAACUUGGACGCCCCCGAGCCCUACCGGAUCGGCCGGAUAAAGGAGAUCUUCUGCCCCAAGAAGAGCAACGGCAAGCCCAAUGAGGCGGAGAUCAAGAUCAAGCUGAACAAGUUCUACAGGCCCGAGAACACCCACAAGUCCGCCCUCGCGAGCCACCACGCCGACAUCAACCUGCUGUACUGGAGCGACGAGGAGGCCGUGGUGGAGUUCCGGGCCGUGCAGGGCCGCUGCACCGUGGAGUACGGGGAGGACCUGGCCGAGUGCCUGCAGGACUACUGCGCGGGCGGCCCCGACCGCUUCUACUUCCUCGAGGCCUACAACGCAAAGAGCAAAACCUUCGAGGACCCUCCGAACCAUGCCCGCAGCCCACGGAACAAGGGCAAAGGGAAGGGCAAAGGGAAAAGCAAGGCGAAAUCUCAGGUGUCGGAGCCCAGCGAACCGGAGCUGGCCAUCAAGCUGCCCAAGCUGCGCACUCUGGAUGUGUUCUCGGGCUGCGGGGGGCUGUCAGAGGGCUUCCACCAGGCAGGCAUCUGUGAGACGCUGUGGGCCAUCGAGAUGUGGGAGCCUGCUGCCCAGGCCUUCCGGCUGAACAACCCUGGCUCCACCGUGUUCACUGAGGACUGCAACGUCCUGCUCAAGCUGGUCAUGGGUGGCAAGGUGGUCAACGAGUUGCAACAGCGGCUGCCCCAGAAGGGCGACGUGGAGAUGCUGUGCGGUGGGCCGCCCUGCCAGGGCUUCAGCGGCAUGAACCGCUUCAACUCACGCACCUACUCCAAGUUCAAGAACUCCCUGGUGGUGUCUUUCCUCAGCUACUGUGACUACUACCGGCCGCGCUUCUUCCUGCUGGAGAACGUGCGCAACUUCGUGUCCUUCAAGCGCUCCAUGGUGCUGAAGCUGACGCUGCGCUGCCUGGUCCGCAUGGGCUACCAGUGCACCUUCGGGGUGCUGCAGGCUGGGCAGUACGGUGUGGCACAGACGCGGCGUCGGGCCAUCAUCCUGGCGGCAGCGCCCGGGGAGAAGCUGCCCCUGUUCCCGGAGCCCCUGCACGUGUUCGCGCCCCGAGCCUGCCAGCUGAGCGUCGUGGUGGACGACAAGAAGUUCGUCAGCAACAUCACACGGCUGGGCUCCGCUCCCUUCCGCACCAUCACGGUGCGGGACACCAUGUCCGACCUGCCCGAGAUCCGGAACGGGGCCUCCGCCCCCGAGAUCGCCUACAACGGGGAGCCCCAGUCCUGGUUCCAGAGGCAGCUGCGGGGCUCGCACUACCAGCCCACCGUCAGGGACCACAUCUGCAAGGACAUGAGCCCGCUGGUGGCCGCCCGCAUGCGGCACAUCCCGCUGGCCCCCGGCUCAGACUGGCGUGACCUGCCCAACAUCGAGGUGCCGCUCUCGGAUGGCACCGUGGCCAAGAAGCUGCGCUACAGCUACCAGGACAAGAAGAACGGCUGCAGCAGCUCGGGCGCCCUGCGCGGCGUGUGCUCCUGUGCAGAGGGGGCCGGCAAAGCCUGCGACACCAUGGCCCGGCAGUUCAACACCCUCAUACCCUGGUGCCUGCCGCACACCGGCAACCGCCACAACCACUGGGCCGGCCUGUACGGGCGCCUGGAGUGGGACGGCUUCUUCAGCACCACCGUCACCAACCCCGAGCCCAUGGGCAAGCAGGGCCGCGUGCUGCACCCCGAGCAGCACCGCGUGGUGAGCGUGCGGGAGUGCGCCCGCUCGCAGGGCUUCCCAGACACCUACCGGCUCUUCGGCAACAUCCUGGACCGGCACCGGCAGGUGGGAAACGCCGUGCCACCUCCACUGGCCAAGGCCAUCGGCCUGGAGAUCAAGCUGUGCAUGCUGGCCAAAGCUCGGGAGGGUGUCCCAGAGAAACUAAAGCAGGAGGCGAUGGUCAUCAAGGAGCCCUAGGCCACGUCUGUCCCCUCACUGCCACCAGGAGGCCUCCCAGGCACUGCUGCGUCCCGUGUACUGCGAUAGGCGUCGGUUCCGGUGUCGUGCGAGGCGUCUGUGGCCUUGGCUGGCGUGACGCUGUCCACGGGAUCUGCUUACUGACUAAUGACUUAGUGAUCAGACUGUGCCGUUCUCUGUGCAUCCUGGGUUUUAAAGUUUUUAUUAUGCAUUAUAUUAAAUCCUCCACUGCCCGGUGGAAAUUUAUGUAGUUUUUAUAUGUUGUAAUAUUUCUUCAAAUAAAUCUCUCCUAUAAAGAAA
Messenger RNA from Cavia porcellus (domestic guinea pig), 5272 nucleotides. It is a transcript of the gene Dnmt1, whose product is annotated as DNA methyltransferase 1. Gene Ontology annotation, cellular component: nucleus. The record is from RefSeq and is a predicted model, not a curated record. Gene Ontology annotation, molecular function: DNA binding; chromatin binding; zinc ion binding. The transcript is spliced from 41 exons. Bases 488 to 4972 code for a protein of 1494 amino acids. Gene Ontology annotation, biological process: negative regulation of gene expression via chromosomal CpG island methylation. Lineage: Eukaryota; Metazoa; Chordata; Mammalia; Rodentia; Caviidae.